CGCGACUACUACUUCGCCCUCGCCCACACGGUGCGCGACCACCUGGUGGGGCGCUGGAUCCGCACCCAGCAGCACUACUACGAGCGGGACCCCAAGCGCAUUUACUACCUGUCCCUGGAGUUCUACAUGGGCCGCACUCUGCAGAACACCAUGGUGAACCUGGGCCUGCAGAACGCUUGUGAUGAAGCUAUUUACCAGCUGGGUUUGGACUUGGAGGAGCUGGAAGAAAUAGAAGAAGAUGCUGGGCUGGGAAAUGGAGGCCUAGGCCGACUGGCAGCUUGCUUCCUGGACUCCAUGGCCACGCUGGGGCUGGCAGCAUACGGCUACGGCAUCCGCUACGAGUUCGGUAUCUUCAAUCAGAAGAUUGUCAACGGCUGGCAGGUGGAGGAGGCGGACGACUGGCUGCGCUACGGGAACCCCUGGGAGAAGGCCCGCCCGGAGUACAUGCUCCCCGUGCAGUUCUAUGGCCGUGUGGAGCACAGCCCCGAGGGGGUGAAGUGGGUGGACACCCAGGUUGUCCUUGCUAUGCCUUAUGACACACCAGUGCCAGGAUACAAGAACAAUACUGUAAACACCAUGAGGCUGUGGUCUGCAAAAGCACCCAAUGACUUCAACCUCCAGGAGUUCAACGUGGGUGACUACAUCGAGGCGGUGUUGGACAGAAACCUGGCUGAAAACAUAUCCCGAGUCCUGUACCCAAAUGACAACUUCUUCGAAGGCAAGGAGCUGCGGCUGAAGCAGGAGUACUUUGUGGUGGCUGCCACCCUCCAGGACAUCAUCCGCCGCUUUAAGUCCUCCAAAUUUGGCUGCCGAGACCCUGUGAGAACAUGCUUUGAAACCUUCCCAGACAAGGUGGCUAUUCAGCUGAACGACACCCACCCUGCCCUCUCCAUCCCAGAGCUCAUGCGGAUUUUGGUGGAUGUGGAGAAAGUGGAGUGGGACAAGGCCUGGGAGAUCACGAAGCGGACCUGUGCCUACACCAACCACACCGUGCUGCCCGAAGCCCUGGAGCGCUGGCCCGUCUCCAUGUUUGAAAAGCUGCUGCCGCGUCACCUGGAGAUCAUUUACGCCCUCAACCAAAUGCAUCUGGAUCGGCGGCGGAAGCAGGAGUACUUUGUAGUGGCUGCUCCCCUCCAGGACAUCAUCCGCCGCUUUAAGUCCUCCAAAUUUGGCUGCCGAGACCCUGUGAGAACAUGCUUUGAAACCUUCCCAGACAAGGUGGCUAUUCAGCUGAACGACACCCACCCUGCCCUCUCCAUCCCAGAGCUCAUGCGGAUUUUGGUGGAUGUGGAGAAAGUGGAGUGGGACAAGGUCAACGGCGUGGCCCGCAUCCACUCGGACAUCGUGAGGAACUCCGUGUUCAAGGAUUUCUAUGAGCUGGAGCCUGAGAAGUUUCAGAACAAGACAAACGGGAUCACGCCAAGGCGCUGGCUCCUGCUGUGCAACCCAGGACUGGCCGACGUGAUUGCUGAGAAAAUUGGGGAAGGCUUUAUCACAGAUCUGAGCCAGCUGAAGAAGCUACUGGACUUCAUCAAUAAUGAGGCUUUUAUCAGGGAUGUGGCAAAAGUCAAACAGGAGAACAAGCUGAAGUUUGCAGCCUACCUGGAGGAGCAGUACAAGGUCAAGAUCAACCCCUCAUCUAUGUUCGACGUUCAGGUCAAGCGAAUCCAUGAGUACAAGCGGCAGCUGCUGAACUGCCUGCACGCCAUCACCCUCUACAACCGCAUCAGAAGUGAUCCAUCCAAAUCCUUUGUGCCCAGGACUAUUAUGAUCGGAGGAAAGGCAGCCCCUGGCUACCACAUGGCCAAGAUGAUCAUCAAACUAAUCACGUCCAUCGGUGAGGUCAUCAACAAUGAUCCUUAUGUGGGGGACAGGCUCAAGGUCAUCUUCCUGGAGAACUACCGAGUAUCCUUGGCUGAGAAGGUGAUCCCAGCAGCAGAUCUCUCCCAGCAGAUCUCCACAGCUGGCACAGAGGCCUCUGGUACUGGCAACAUGAAGUUCAUGGUGAACGGGGCCCUCACCAUUGGUACUAUGGAUGGGGCCAACGUGGAGAUGGCUGAGGAGGCCGGCGAGGAAAACCUCUUCAUCUUUGGCAUGCGGGUGGAGGAUGUGGAGGCCCUGGAUCGCCAAGGGUACAAGGCGCAGGAGUACUAUGACCGCCUGCCAGAGCUACGACAGGCUAUCGACCAGAUCAGCAGUGGGUUCUUCUCCCCUCAAGACCCUGGUUGCUUCAAGGAUGUUGUGAACAUGCUCAUGUACCAUGACAGGUUUAAGGUGUUUGCUGACUAUGAGGCCUACAUUAAAUGCCAAGGCCAAGUGGACCAGCUGUUCAUGGACCCCCGGGAGUGGACUAAGAAAGUCAUCAGGAACAUUGCAUGCUCGGGCAAGUUCUCCAGUGACAGGACCAUCACGGAGUAUGCCCGGGAGAUCUGGGAUGUGGAGCCAUCUGACACAAAAAUCCCCCCACCCAACCUCCCCCGGGAUUGAUGCAAGCACAGAGGAAAGGAAGGGAAGAGGGAUGGGUUCCCAGUCCAGGAGGCCUCACCUGCAUUUCACCACCAAUCAGAUGGGCUUGGCUCUGCACAAACAAGGCCUUUCCGCAGUGGAGGGGCUUGGAAGGAUACUCUGAGGAGCCCUGACUGAGGAACAGGAGCUAGGGUGGAGAAAGGACCCUGUGUUUGUACCCAUGUAUCCAGCCUGCAUGUGCUGCAUAGUGCUUUUAGUGAGAUGAUGACAGAGAAGUCUUCC
Molecule: messenger RNA, 2748 nt
Organism: Chaetura pelagica (chimney swift)
Lineage: Eukaryota; Metazoa; Chordata; Aves; Apodiformes; Apodidae
Gene: PYGB
Product: phosphorylase, glycogen; brain
Exons: 22
Biological process (GO): glycogen catabolic process
Cellular component (GO): cytoplasm
Molecular function (GO): glycogen phosphorylase activity; pyridoxal phosphate binding
Source: RefSeq, a predicted model, not a curated record